Messenger RNA from Pocillopora meandrina, 8925 nucleotides. The record is from the annotation of a GenBank genome assembly. NCBI's taxonomy places the organism in Eukaryota, Metazoa, Cnidaria, Anthozoa, Scleractinia, Pocilloporidae.
AUGGCGGCGACUAUUAAAGAUCCAGAGGAAGACUCCUCUAGGCCCAAAGGAAAGCAUAUCAAAGCUGUAUUGGUGAAUAAGCUGGAAGGAUGCAGUGGUGUAGUAAAUAUGGCCGUUACUAUUCCACACGAAGAUGCAGUAAUCAGUGUUUCUGACGAUAAGUGAGUGGAAGCUGCUUAUGGAUCGAUCUUUGAAGAGUUGUGCAAUUUUCGAUUGUUUUGAUUGUAAAUCGUAUCCCAUGUAAGUUCAGUUUAGGUCGAAGGUUAAUUUCAUGUGCUUUGUUUCCCUUCCAGGAGUAUAAGGCUUUGGAUCAAACGAGAAAGUGGGCAAUAUUGGCCAAGCGUUUGCCAUGUAAUGGAGUGUAAGUAUGGAUAAAUUGUAUCUCACAUCUACUUGCUUGACUUUCCUCCAUGUAUAUCCAGAGAGCGUUCUUUUCAUUUCCUUUGUAUAUUUCAGAGAUACGUUCAUAGCCUUUUCGCUCGAAGACAUCUACUCCCUUGUUAAUGUUUGCUGAAAAUCUUUUAAACUUACUGAAUUGACUUGCUAAGUACGAGUGGGUUGCUCGUUAUGAAAGUUCUUGUUGAUAGAGAUUUACAUGCAUUUUAUAUUUUGGUGAAAUCUGGUUUCAAGUAUUCAGUUAAUUUCUUUUUUAGCCGAAUGUUCCGCCUUAGAUUAUCAUGGAACAAGUAGGAGAUUGUUCGUAGGACUGGACGAUGGAGCAAUUUCUGUAAGUGCAUAUGAAUCAUGUUUGGCUCAGGCCGAUAAUGAUCAACAGUACAUCCACUAUUGUGAAAAUCCUUAGUAUAUCUAGGGCUGCUACCUGGAUGGAAGAGUGUUGGAAAACUUCCCCUUUGAACUUUCGUCAAAAUCGUAGUCAUAAAUUGAGAUUCAGAGAGUUGAUUCUAAACCCGAAGUGGCUAAAAUUAAAUUCUGGCACAAAAUGUUUCGUUAACCAAACAUAAUAUCCAUCAAGUACAGCAUUUUGGCAAGAAAGACUUUCUUUAGAGUGCAUAGUUGUGUAUAUGCCAAUUAUUCCAGAAGAAAAAAAUUGAAGAUUUGUGUGUUACCUCUGAAUAGGAGUUUGAAGUGUCUGAGGAUUUUAACAGACUUCAUGCUAGUAGGAAGUAUUUAGGUAAGUGCACAAUGUCACAAAAAGAUCGGUGGAUGGUUGCUUUGGAUAUUUGCAUGUACUGAAAUUAUGACUUUUCAACUUUUGUUGAAAAGAAAAAGAUGAAAGGAUACAUUUAUAAUCAAUUUCUUCAAGUUUCCAUACAAACCAUGCAAAAGUUGGUUCCAAAGUCUGUUUUUCACAUUCUAGUGGGUUGUGUGAGUUAAACAGUCAUCCUGGAAUGGGACAUUGUUUCUCAAUUAUUGGCACCUUCUUGGCAUUAAUUUGUUCAAACAAAACUCAGGGCUCUAACUAGAUCUGCUCAGAGUGAUCCUUUUCUAGAUGAUGCUGCCCUUUGAUAUCACUUACUUGCACAGUAUAGCUUGAUCAACUGCAGCAAUCAUACAACAGCUAAAAAAUUAAUGUAAGUCAGGGUGAAGGAGAGGAGCUAGCAAUGUGCUGAGUGGCUUCAUGUUCUAAAUCCUAUGGGCUUGGGUGGUAUGUAGCUACAUAAAUGAGCUUUAGUAAAAGACCUACAUUUUAUAUUUAUUUUUGUUUAGCACACAUGAACAGAUUGACAGGAAUUGUGUUUUCACUGGAGAAUGAAUGGCUGCUCAGUGUAGGAAGAGAUAAAUAUUUACAGUGGCAUGACUGCACAACGGGCAAAAGAUUAGGAGGAUUUCAAACUGAAGCUUGGUGCACAUCAUUGCAGUAUCCUGAGCAAUCAAAAUGUUAAUGGCUGAACCCAUUUACUCCCAAGAUCUCAUUAGUAAUUCUCCUUACUGUCUGCCAUUUAAUUCUUACAGUGUUGGUCCUGAUAAUUUAGUAUUGGAUCAACUGAUAAUCCACCAAUUCAUAUCUUUCUUUAUUCUCAUCACUCACUUGUUUCAAAUUGUAUUCAUAUUGUAAGGAGAAAUUGUCUUGGUCACUUGUUGGAGUUGAAGGUUAACCCUUAAGCCUGACUUAAACAUUGAGCUCAUGGAAACAAAGGAAAUGAUUGUCAAAAAAGGAGCUUUUGAAUGUACACAAGUUCUCCCUGUAUACUUAUCAGACAUUGGAGAUCAGAGAAUUAUGUGGCUGCUAGGCAGUAUAAUCUGGUUAUAUCUUAAUUCCCUGAGCUAUUUAUAAACCCUUUUAGCCUCAGGAAUGACCAAAAAUGCAUUUCUCAUCACAAUAUGAACACAUUUCAAGCAGAAAGGUUAGGAGAAGUAAGAAAAAUUUAACCUAGGGAAUAUUCCUUGAUUGAACACCAAAUUCUUUCAUUUAAAAUUGAGAAAUGUCAAGCAAUCAGUUUGGAUAAUUUAUAUUUUAGUCCUUGGAGAGGUAGGGUUAUCAGACAUAGAGAACAUUCUCCUGUUACUAUACUAUAUUACCAUAUAUAUAUUGCUGUUGAACCCUGAGAGGAUUACAGUAACUUACAACUAUAGAUUACAAAUUACCUUCUAGAAAAAGGUUAUGUUAGACCUCCAAGAUACUCAAACCCUGAUGUAGCUGUCUUAAAAUGAGCAUCUGCAACACUGCAGUCUUCCUUAACACGUUUCAGAUUUGAUGCUGAAUCCAAGCAUGUCUUUGUGGGAGACUAUGGUGGCCAUAUUAGCGUUAUAAAACUGGAGUCAAGUUCACUAUCACUAGUGACGACACUCAAUGGCCACUCAGGCAAGUUACGUCCAUGGCACUCAUGGUUUGGCACAGGUGAUUUAGCUUGUGUCCUGUGCUGUUUUGAAGACUCUUAGAAACUUUUUACACUGAAUUGAAAAUUAACCACUGAAAUCUUUCUGGGUCGUGUGUAAAGUAAAAAGCACAUGAGCCUACAACACAAUUUCAAGCACUGAACCCAUUACACCUUAACAUUAUGCAUAUUCUCCAUACUGUUCUCCAUACAUUUCCUAGGUUCCAACAGGGAGAAUUUGUAAAACCAUCAAGAGCUUUGUUAGUUGCUGAUCAUUUCCUUUAUUCUCACGACUUAAACCUUUUAUUCAGGGGUGAUAUUGUAAGGAGAAAUUAGAAAUUUGUCACUCUUAGGGAUUAAAGGGUUAAGGAGGCUCCAUAAGCUUUUUUGUCUGUGCAAGAUCUGAGUGCGAACAUAGCACAAGCUUAUUAAGUGUCAACAUGCAAAACAAACAUAGCACCUUGAUACAAUUGCAUGAUCAUUACCUGAAAAGGUGUGUUAAAAACAGUUCAACACAAUACAGUUCUUUUUGUGAUGGAAUCCAGGAGCAACUGCACCUGUAAUAUUCAUAAGCUUUCUUCUGAAAAAGAGGUCAACUGAAAAGAAAACACAGUGGGAAAGAUUGCCAGAAGGCGACAGAUUCAAAAGUCUACACAUGAUCAGAUACUGAUUGAAUGAUCGGCUGGACGACUUCCACAAAUUGUAAAAAUUUUGAGAGAUUUCACUGGAGCAAAUUGUAGAAAACCAAAGGCAAAGCCAAAUUAUGGCUGGCACGCCUCUCCUCUUAAAGCCUUAGCAUAACAAUGAAAAUCAUUUUGAUAAUAUUUACUGCAAUAGUAAGAACCUUGCUCAUUGCCUUUUGAUGGCUUUUAGUGACCUCAAAAAGCAAAAACAUGAAAAUUUUCUAGAAAAAUAUUAUGCUGAUGCAUGCACUAACAUAAAGCAAAAACCCUAUGGAGGCUCCUGAACAAUUUGCUUUUUCUGAAAAAAAAUUAGGCAAAGUCUCAACAGGAACUUUGGUGGCCCAUGCCUCAAGGGCUUCCUAUGGUUUCUUUAAAAUGAAGUUAGGUAGGCUACAUCUCCUGGAUGAGAUUCUGCUCAUUCUGGGUAUAUCCUAGCAUUAAACCAGGUGUCUAUAGCAAGAGAAAAAGACUUGGGGCUAAUUUUCUUGCUCAAAACUGCCACAGUCAAUGCUAGAACUAGGCUCCUCUCAUCUGGAGUCUUCCACACUUGGGAGCAAGACAGUGUGUUUCCCCUUCAUGUUUAAUAUAAUUCAUAGAGUAAACAAUGAAUGGAACUUUAUUGCCAUUUAAAAAUUUUCCUUUAGUAGUUGCCAUUAUUCUAUAUCAUUAUCCAUUUUGUUUUUAGGAAGUGUAAGAUCACUAGCUUGGGAUGCUGAGUCAAAACUGUUGUUCUCUGGUAGUUUUGAUGAAUCCAUUAUUGUUUGGGACAUUGGAGGACAAAAAGGAACUGCUUUGGAACUUCAUGGACAUAUGUAAGGUUUACUUUUUUACAAAUUUUUUUAGAUUGAACUCCCCUGGCCCAUAGGUUAAUUCUAAUUUCUUCAUAUCUUCAUGGAAAAAUUUUGUCAUUUUUACUACCAAGUCUUUGGAAUUCCAAGAGAGAGAUAAUACAUGCUGAUACAUUUACCCAUUACGGAAAGUGCUGUUUUGUUUUGCACUUGAUGUGUCUUUUGUAAAGGUGCCAUUAUGACCUUGUUCAAAUGAUACGAGAUUGUACAAUCAAAGUUAACUUUUCAAUUCAUUUGAUAAACAUGUACCUCCUUCAAAUAAUUUUAAGUCUUGUAACGAACAUGUGAUGAGAAGAGGGAAAAGCAUCAGAUGCUCACUGUCAUCUUGUUGUAACACCAAAUUCUCUGAAUGAACAUACAAGAAAGAGUAUGGCAGCUUAGAGGGAGAAUAUCCAAUCAGAUCUGUGAAAGAGUUAAAGAAAUUAUGCAUUGAUAACCUUUACUGUCUUUUACUAUAUUGUUGAUUUGUUUGUUUUUUUGGUUGUUUUUGUUUUUGUUUUUUCAAGAACCAAAGUUCAAUCCCUUUGUUAUGCUCCACAUGCAAAGAAGUUGAUAUCCUGUAGUGAAGAUGGUAUUGUUAGGAUUUGGGAUAUGAAUGUAAAACGAAAAGAGGUAUGAAUGAAUCAGUCUUUAUGUUCAACUUAGUGUAUGUGUCUUUCAUGUGCAUUUGCUCAGCACCCAUAGCAUAAGUUGGCAACAAGCAGUUCAUUUGAUCAAUAAAUUACAAGUAGUUAGCUAGUCAGUUGUAUUCACUCACCCAUCAGCCCAUCAGCUAGUUAAUCUGUUUUAAGUCAGUCAGUUGGUUGAUUUAUUGUUAGUAGGAGACCAAAUGUGGACUAAGCCCUUACGGGAAUCAUUGUUUGUUGCAAGAAACUUAAAUCCCACAGAUCACUUUCUGCCACAAACAAUCCUUUCCGUACACUUUUCUCUCUUUUAUAUACUCUUUGACUUCCUUAGAGUAACUAGCAUUUUAUUUCUCAGCUACAAUAUCACCCCUGAAUCACACAUUUAGGUCACUAGAAUAAAGGAAAUGAUCACCAUUUAAAGAAGCUCUUGAUCAUUGAACUAAUUCUCCUUAUCAGCACCUUAGGAAAUGUUUAGAGAACAGUGUGGAGAAUAUACACACUGAUGUCAGGGUGUAAAAGCUUAAUAUAAAAUGGAUGGUGCAAAUUUUCUGAGUUUUGAAAUGCAAGCUCCAUCACUCCUAAAUUUUAUCCAGGUUUGAGUCCAUGUAUUGGGGUUGGUCAAUAGGUUGAUUUUGUUUUUAUUGAACGUAAUGAAUAUUGCCGAUUUAGGUUUACAAGUGCUUUUAUUUGAGUUAGAAUCAUUUAAUAUUCAUGUAUCAAAUCAAUUUGUUACAAAGGAAGGAUGCCAAUGAGGAUUUCUCGUUCCAUUUUGACAUUUGUUAUUUAACUCUUGGUAGACUCCAGAAUGGUCACAAAGCGAUGUCUGUGAGAGAUGCGGAGGUCCUUUCUUUUGGAACUUUAAAGGAAUGUGGAGCCAAAAAGCAGUCGGUGUCAGGCAGGUAUGAUGAUAAUUCCCUACAGUAAAUGCUUUGAACCCACAAUCUGGAACAAAAUUAGUUGAUACAUGACAUUCAUCUUUCCAUUUCUGAGGAGGUACCAGGAAAUUAAAAUUUGAAACUAACUGCACCUCAUUACAACACCUCUUAUCUUUAAUCACUCAAUUUUGUACAACCACAGAAAACGAUUAGAUAAAAAAGUACAGGGUGAGAGCGGGUGAAAGUAAAGCUACCGGGGGUACAACUGGAGUGCUAUUCUUGAAUGUUGCGCUCUCAAUGGAAAUGUGGAAACUUUUUUGUCCUUGGUUGAAGGCGUAAUAGCUAAUCGUGAAAUAUGAUUGUGUCGUUGAGAAUAGUCCCUAGAGGGACUAUAGUCUGCAGCAGUAACUAAUGUUAAGACAUGGUACCCGGUCACUUUACCAACGUGUUGAUUCGUUGGUGUCUGCCAACUCGCAGUCACUUUUAAUCAACUUGCCCAAAGUCGUCUUUGGUCUUUGGUAACAAAUCCAGUAACAAAAAUUAGUGUCGGCGAGUUGACAAGUGGUGUCGUCGAGUUGACCAAAGCUGAAGGUGAAGUGAGCAGUAGCCCUCGACAUUUCUACUGGGUCGCUCUGAUAAUCUGGUCGUUAAAACCUUUGUAACUGUAAUCUAAAACAGUUCUUUUUAGCUCUGCUAUCACCCGUGCAUUAAGGCUUCUUAGAAAAAAUUAUUGCUAUGAUGAAUCUGUUAAAAAAAAUUAAAAUAAGGCAGGAUUUUUUUUUAAAUUUUCAAGUUUGAUAUUCAUAUAGUACGGUGGCCCACAACUGUCACGGAAAAAGAAAUAACCUCGCGGCAAAAGAAAAAGACUUACGACAAGAGGAAGAACCUCACGGCAAAAGAAAAAGACUCACGGCAAAAGAAAAAGACUCACGACAAGAGGAAGAACCUCACGGCAAAAGAACCGUGAGGUUUUUUAUUUUGCCGUCAGUCUUCUUCUUUUUGCCGUGAGGUUUUUUCUUUUGCUGCGAGUCUUUUCUCUUUUGCCGUGAGUCUUUCCUCUUUUGCCGUGAGUCUUUUUCUUUUGCCGCGAGUUAUUUCUUUUGCCGUGACAGUUGUGGGCCAACGUAAUAUAGGGAAUUUAACUUUAAACUGAUCGGAAAGAUGUACGAGAAAAAGAAAUAUUGUUUAGUUUUUUUUUUCAGCAUCAUUGUCGGAAAUGUGGUAGAGCGGUGUGUAACGAGUGCAGCAACAACGAAUCGUCUUAUCCAAUCAUGGGCUUUGAAAAUUCAGUCCGUUUUUGCACUGAGUGUUAUGCAGAUAUCACAGAUGAGGAGUAAGUCUGAUAAGUUGUUGUCAGCAUGCUCGGUCAAUGUGUACUGUAUGGACUUGUCAAACCCCUUCAAUGGUAAAACUACAGACGAACCUGUAUUAUUACAUAUAGGUCGGUUUUCAAAGCCUCGAUUUUUUUUCUCCUUGAUUAAUGUCAUUUUCACCUCUAUUAAGUGGUCACCUUUCGUAAACGGUUGUGGUCACCCUUAACUGAGUCCCAACGGCCUGUUUGUAUUGUCCUUCCGGCCCGUAUUGAAUGGACAUUUAAAAUGGAACUACUUAAGUACAACUAAGAAGUAAUCUUUGAAGUAAAACUUAAUCCAUGUUUAUCUCCCAAAAUGAACGUUAGUCUAAUUUUUGUCAACCGUGGCAUAAAAUGGCGUUUUUUUACCGUUUUUCAUAAUACUCCUAUUCUAUGGAGCCUUUCGUAAGUGGUCAGCCUGUAUUGAGCACCAUUCCCCGUGAGUGACCGCUUAAUACAGGUUCAACUGUAUUAGCGUCAGGGACUGGCAUGUUUCCCAAUUAAUCGUUCGAUACACUGGCAUUUUAGGGACACAAUGGGCAAGGAUUAAAGGAGGUUUUUCUUUGCAGGCUGUACCUAAGAAAAUCCUCUUAAUGUAACGAAGAUUUUGAUGUAUGAUGUAUCCAUGCUCAAAUAACAGGGCCAGCGAGUGAUUCGUGCCCUUGUGUGAGAAUUACGCUGUUUUAAGGAAGAAAAAACAACGCUCGGUCUGGUUUCAACACUAAUUGUGAACUGGAAUUUGUGUUUACCCAGAGAGAGAAAAAACCUCCUGUUGAUCUCAGUGAACUUAGUCAAGUAAAAACAAACUGUCAACCUCAUUAACAACCCUGUUAAAGAACAGAGUCCAUAUGUCCGUUAAAUAACUUAGAUAUUCUUAUAUCUCUACUUCAGCCGAGAACCUCUAGCUGAUUUUCACGACGCAAAACAUACAACUCGUUCGUUACAUUUGGAUCUCAGUAAAGGAAGAUUACUGACUUGUGGUGGUGAUAGGAUAAUUAAGGUCAGUUUGGCGUCUCCUUUUGAAUGUCUUUGUUUGAGCUCUCUACUCUUUCUCGAUAUCUCUGUACAAGCUCAGAACUGAUUUUCGUUUCCAGGUACUUCAGGUUGUUUUGACGUGGAAUAUGUGUUUUCUUGCAGAUUUGGGACAUAAAAGCAAUUCUCCUGUCAUGAGCAUCGACUAGACCUCUUUGAGAACUCUUAACAUUUCGGCAGUUACAAGAUGGUUGGAUGUAAUUAAACACAAUUUUCUUUCGCCAUUCUAAGCAUCCUGAGGCCUUGUGGAGGCAAACAGAUGUAGCAACGGUGGACUCGUCAUUUUGAUCUUAAACAACUGGAAUAAAUCUUUAAUUUGUUCCAAGUUUUAUACAAUCAUUUAAUUCUCGUCCGAUUAGAUGUCUUGUUACUUGAUUUUACGAUGUGUUUUGUCACCAGGCCGCUGUUCAAUAAUGUUACGUAACACACUUCGUAAGCUUGCAUGAAAACUUGAGCAACGGAUUUUUUGCAAUGAUUCCUGUGAACGAUAUCACACUAAAACCGUAGCGACGUCUUAAAUGGACAGCAAACCCGUCGCCAAACUGCCUGCAGUUAUUUUUGUCGAGAGAGCAGUUUCUUUUGUUUUGGACUGGUGGAAACAAAGCAAAUUUAUUGUAGUUUUUAGCUCUUUCCAUUAAUAAUUCCCAUUAGGAGUUUUUCUGUAAUGGUUGAAUUUUAAAAAUAGCUUUCGUCAUUGAGUAGGACUGAUUUCCUCUUUUCAGAAACUUGAUCU